Chenopodium quinoa (quinoa) is the source of this 375-nucleotide messenger RNA. RefSeq lists its product as uncharacterized. NCBI's taxonomy places the organism in Eukaryota, Viridiplantae, Streptophyta, Magnoliopsida, Caryophyllales, Amaranthaceae. Gene Ontology annotation, molecular function: nucleic acid binding. The record is from RefSeq and is a predicted model, not a curated record. The transcript has a single exon. The coding region runs from base 1 to 375 and encodes 124 amino acids.
AUGGGAUACUAUUGGCCCAGCAUGAGAAAGGACGCUGCAGAAUUUGCCAAGAAAUGCUUAGCAUACCAAAAACACGCACCUUUGACACACAGACCGUCAGAAGAGUUACAUCCAACGCUGACGCCUUGGCCAUUCAUGAAAUGGGGAAUGGACAUAGUGAAACUGCCCCCGUCAUCAGGGCAGAGAGUGUAUUUCUUAGCAACGACAGACUAUUUUUCAAAAUGGAUCGAAGCAGAAGCUUACAAGGAAAUCAAGGAUAAGGCACGUCAUCUCAUUCAUCAAAAGAAACAUCCUAAGUUGAUUUGGAGUGCCAGCAGAGAUCAUUACAGACAACGGGUCUCAGUUCAUCAGCAACAAGACCACGAAGUUCUGUAA